Molecule: messenger RNA, 4008 nt
Organism: Dimorphilus gyrociliatus
Lineage: Eukaryota; Metazoa; Annelida; Polychaeta; Dinophilidae
Source: the annotation of a GenBank genome assembly
UAAUUGUUUAUUAAAUAAUUAAUUAUAAAUAUUUAAAUAUUAAUUAACGAGUAAUUAAUUCUCAUGGAAUGAUAAAUUUGAAUUUUAAUUAAACAUUGUACCUUGGCUGCAUUUUUAUUUUAUUACUUAGAACUCAUUACGUUCAUUAUUAAACAUUGCCUUUUGAAAAGGCGAUCUACUAACUGGAAAUUAAAUACAGGGAAGACAGGGAAAGAGAAAAGUAUGCUCCUAGGUGAUACUAAUAUUCUGAAUUAAUGAGGUUGAAAAAGAGAUAUAGAUAGAGGGAAAGAGUGAAGGGAAAGGUCAUCUGGAAACAAUUUUUUCAUUCUUAAACAUGCAUGCUUAUAUACCAUACUCGUUAUCUAAUACAUGAACAUCUUUAUAAAUAGAUAUGAAUCGUUCAUCGAUUGUUGUUACUUCGAAGACAUUUGAUUAUGUAAUGGGCGUUUGGAUUCCAACAAUUACAUGCUGCUUAGGAAUCGUUGGAAAUGCUCUUUCCCUGGCUACAUUAUCAUUGGAGAGAGUUAAAAGGGCCAAUACUUAUUCCCUAAUGGCUCUUGCAUGUGCGGAUUUAGUACUACUUUGUUUUGCUCUUAUUCAACAAGCUAUACCGAUGUUAUGUCAGAGAUCUAAAUCUACCAGUGAUUUUUGUAGAUUUCAAGGCUAUUUAAGAGUCUAUAGUUGGCCUAUUAUUUGUAUGGCGCAAACAGCGUCAAUUUAUCUAACGUUAUUAAUUUCGGGCGAAAGGUAUCUAGCAAUUAAGAAUCCUUUCAAUCUCUGCCAAUUAUCUAAAGUAUGCCGUUAUAUUAUUCUCAUAUUGGUCUUUUCUAUUCUCUUCAACGUACCAAAAUUCUUUGAAUUUAAAACGGUAACAAUUGAGAAAUUCAAUACAACGUUUAUCGAAAUGAAUCAGACAAUGUUAAGGGAGAAUAGCAUUUAUAGGUACGCCUACAACACCGGUUUGUAUGGUUUAAUUAUGUACGCAAUACCGCUUGUCUCUCUAUCAAUUCUCAACGUUCAAAUUGUUGUAGCUCUGAGUAGAGCCAAAAGAGAAUGGGCAUUUUUAAAUAGGCAUCAACAAAAAGAGAUGAAAGCCACCAAAGUUCCACUUUGUAUAGUUAUUGUGUUUAUCAUUUGUGGAACGCACAACUUUCUAUCAUUUACCUUUGAUGCAAUAUACAUCAACUAUAGAAAAUAUAAAUGGCUUCAAAUUUAUACGGCAGUUGGUAACGUGUUGGUUGUUUUAAAUUCCGCAAUUAAUUUUCUCAUAUUUUAUACUUGCGGAGCCAAAUUUCGGAAACAAUUUAAACAACUGAUUACUUGCAGAGGAAAAGACAUUAGAAAUGAUUUAAUAUCCAGGGAGAAGACUAUUCUACUUAAUUCUUUUAAAUCUGUUAAUAAUGCUACGGACACCGGCUGUCUAUAAAAGGAAAGAGAGGGGAACAAAUUUCAACUUUAUUUCAACAAGAGACAAUUAAUAGAAAACAUAAAAGAACUUAAAACAAAGAUACUAUCUGAUUGAGAAACGAUCGUAAUAUUUUUAUAUCAAUGAAUCAAUGUUGUCGCCUUAAAAUUCUUUGUAUGCCCAUCUAAUUCUUUCUUUUCAACUUUAAACUUGUUUAACUCCCUCCUUCCCCUCCGCUCUUCCUUCUUCUUCAUCUUCUUUAUGCUUAACCAUUUUCGUUGAAGAAUUGUGCUUUAUAUACGUUUUAAUCACUCUUCCAAAGGAAAUCAUAUGUUGCUGUGUAUUCUACUUAUAAUAUAAAGCUCCCCCUUCUAAUGUGUUUUUUUGAGAGUACUUAAAUUUAGUUAUAAGCGAUAUUUGCACGUUAUAUCUGAUACUGAUAAUUUAUACAUAUAUAUAUAUAUAGUUCACUUUGUUAUUCCUAUUUCAUAUACAUGCCGAAGAAAUCAAAAAAAAGUGAAAGAAAAUAUUCUACUUUGCCUUUUUGUUCUGGUUUUUUUUUAUAAAAGAAAACAUUUACCAUUUUCAUUUUCAUAGAGAAAAUUGAUAUAUGGCAUUAAGUUACGGACGAGUGAUGGAGAUAGCGUCUACUUUAUGAACAACUGUCUCCAUCUAUUGGAUUAUGGUUCGGAAAGAGUAAAGUAUAAAGCGACAGACGUAGGUGAUUUACAUUAAGAGAGAAUUCCUAGCGAGACGAACAAAGUUUUAACGUUGAAAGGUUUAUCCGAAGAUUUGCUAAUUUUCACCUAUACUUAAUGAAAUUUGAAAAGAGCUGCCUAUGUUUAUUUGUUUGUUUUUAAAGAGAAGAGAAAUAGAUAAAAUAGAAUAAAACUAACGGAAAAAAGGGCAGAGGAAAAAGGACAAGAGGAAAACAGCUGCUUUAUCCGCCGUAAAAAGUUACAGAAGAAAGAAACGAAAGGAAAGGAAGACAAAGAGAAGAAAAUGAUAGAAUAAUUUGAUAGAGAAUUUUUUAACUUUGAAGUUGAGCUAAUCAAUUCAUUGGGUAAAAUGAACUCUACUGACCUUGUCAACAAUGAUGCUGGAGGUUCUAAUAGUGAGAGGAAUCCAUGUGUCUAUUUCGAAUUUUUCGUUGGUACGAUACUUAUUGGGAGCCUCUGUCUAUUAGGAAUAAUUGGCAAUUCCGCUGCUUUCGUUAUAUUCAAUCGCCAUAAAACUGAAACUACAACUUUGUUUCUAUUAAAGGCUUUGGCAAUUUCUGAUUCGUUUCUCUUAUUGGCAUCAAUCAUUAUUUAUGUGCUUAAGCCAAUUCAUCUAUGGAAUGGAUCAUUAGAAGGGUUUUACAACAACUUUGAACAUGUACAGAAAUUCGUUUGGCCAGCGUCCAUGAUGUGCCAUACUACAACAAUCAUGCUAACAGUUCUGGUCACAUUUAACAGGUACAUUGCCGUUUGUAAGCCCUGGCAGCCUCUAAGCAAUCAACACACAAACCGGUGUACUUAUACGGAAGUCUUUGCUGUAGUUGUCUUCGCUUUUCUUUUCAACGUACCGAGAUACUUUGAACACCAUGUAAUCGAUAAAAAAAUAUCGAAUGACACCAAUCGAACGUCAACUAAUAUAAAUCUAGGAGACAAUAAGAUAUAUCAAUUGGUUUACUCUAACAUCCUCUACUUUCCUGUUAUGUACAUUGUACCCUUAAUCAGUUUGGCUUAUCUAAACAUAAAACUAAUACGGACCAUAAAAACUCUUAAUGAGAAGAGGCAAGUUUUAACCGGACAUAAAAUGAGCAACGAUGAUCAAAUAACAAACGUUAUUAUAGCUGUCGUUUUUAUCUUUAUUAUCUGCCAAACUCCCGCCCUUAUCAACCAAGUUCUGUGGUUAAUCUUCUCGCAGGAGGAUCGACAAUGUGGUCGAUUUCAUUUUUAUUAUACUCGACUUAGUGACGUCUUGGUUGUUACUAAUUCGGGAGUUAAUUUUAUUAUAUAUUGCUUAUUUGGUAAAAGUUUUCGGCGUCUAUUCUUUCAAACUGUAUGUCCUGGUCGAUCUUAUGGAACUCACAAAGUUCAACUUCGGGCUUGUGGAGCAACAGAGGAAAAUGAAGGUUUAACUGUAAAAAGUGCUAAUGGAGAACCGGAAGCAGUUGCCCUAAAAUCACUGUUGGUGGAAAGUAGUAAAUCGGCUAUAGUUCAGGAAUUGAAUACGGAUCAUGCUCAAGUUUAGCAAACAACUAAUUAAUUAACAACUCUCAAACAAUUCCCAAUACAAAAAAGUGGCAAAAUUGAAUACAUUCUCUUCUUUUGCUGUAUCAAUACCAAAGAAAAAAAGAAUAUCUCCAUCCUUCUUUACUGUAAUAAUUGUACAAAUAUGCAUAUUUCAACUUGUAUACGUUGGUAUGUAUAAUACGCUUGCGUAAACUUAUAAUAGAAAAUUGCCUACUUAAUAAUUUGUUACUUUAUUCUAAAAUUAGGCCUACUAGACAUAUCAAUUUAAUGGCAAAUAUUCAAUAUGCAUAAGUAAUAAAAACAUCUAUACGUAUGUGGGUGUGUGAAUUUGAAUGUUUGCUCAUGAAUGGAGUUGUAGAGGUG